This is a messenger RNA of Opisthorchis viverrini, 2035 nucleotides long. RefSeq lists its product as hypothetical. Lineage: Eukaryota; Metazoa; Platyhelminthes; Trematoda; Opisthorchiida; Opisthorchiidae. The record is from RefSeq and is a predicted model, not a curated record. The transcript is spliced from 9 exons. Gene Ontology annotation, molecular function: zinc ion binding; oxidoreductase activity. The coding region runs from base 74 to 1324 and encodes 416 amino acids.
GACACCGUCGGAUACCAUCUCGGUUAUAAUAUCGUAGCAUCGUUUGGACGAGAGCAGAUAACGGUGCAUACUAAUGACGGAGAAAUCGGAGAGUGAAGCGAGCCCUAAUCCCACGACGUCGGAGGCGACUCCCGCAAAGCAGGAGGAAGCUCCGGUCGAGGUGCCAAAAUACAGGUCUGUGGUUUUGAGCGCGUACGGUGGCACGAAGCACGUUCGAGUUGAGUCGGAAGAAGUCAAGGCCCCUGGAAAAAACGAAAUUGAGGUGACUGUGGAAGCAUGUGGAAUGAAUUUCUUGGAUAUUAUGGUCCGCCAAGGCCUGAUCGAUCAGACGACUAAACCUCCAUUCGUCUUGGGAGCUGAAUGUGCGGGAACUGUGUCAGCCGUCGGUGAAGAUGUCACCACAUACAGAGUCGGCGAUCGCGUCGUAGUCAUACUGGAGUCCGGGGCUUGGGCGGAAAAGAUUAUCAUCCCGGUCGAGAAGGAAGUCAAAGCCGAGGGAGCUGAAAAACCAACCAAGGAAUUCGCAGAAUCCACGAUCGUUUUACCCUGGCCUUCUUCGUUGUCCGCGGCGGAAGCUGCCAUCUUGCCGUUUGCCUACUUGCCGGCCUACUUUCUGCUACACAAAGUGGCCAAUGUUUCACCUGGAGACGUGGUCCUCGUUCAUUCGGCGGGUGGAGGCGUUGGCAGCGCCAUUGGCCAACUAGCCAAAACGAUACCCGAUGUCAAACUGAUUGGUACGGCAUCCAAGGCGAAACACGAGAAAUUGACUGGAUUGUACGACGUGCUUCUCACACCUGAUCAAGACUGCUUGGUUGAAAUUAAAAAGCUCUAUCCACAAGGAAUCAAUGUGAUCCUUGAUUGCCUUAGCGGUGAAGAUGUUGGGAAGUCAUACAGUCUGCUAAAACCGCUCGGGAAGUACGUACUUUACGGAAUGUCAAAUCUGGUCACUGGUGACCGAAAAAAUUUCUUCAGCCUAGCAAAACAUUGGUUCCACAUGGAACGUAUCAGUCCGCUACGACUGCACGAGGACAACCGAAUGCUCGGUGGAUUUUGUCUCAAGUCACUCCUGUUCCCCAGGCAUCACCAUACCACAUCCUCGAACACGAAUGUCUGUAGUUCUGCGGAUUUGAUUCGUGAAACCUGGGCGAAACUGGAGAAGCUGGUCGAAUCGAAAUCGAUCCAACCGUGGGUGGAUAGCGAAUGGAGUUUUGAAGAGGUAAAAGAAGCAAUGGCACGGCUGCAAGAAAGAAAAAAUAUUGGAAAAGUCGUAUUGUUGCCAAAGGCCAAGCCUAAAGAGCCACAAACAACAGAAGCUACCAAGUGAUGAAAGCUGUCCACAGUAGGAUCUCUUGACGAAAAAAAGAUUGACGUGCGCUCCAUGUCCCCAUUUCCCAAAUUAGGUGCGGUUUAGCCCAAACAGAAGCAUGUUAAAAAAUUCCUUUCUUGUCCUAUUUGUUUGUUCCAUGUCAUGCCUAUCUUCUUUUUCUUAUGUUCCGAAUUACGUUCUCGAGUCGUGUCCAAUUACUCUCCAAAUCAUUCAAUCGAUCAAUCAAUAAAUCGAUCGUGAAAAUGACAGACCUGUUGAGUCUUGUAAUGUCCCCCUGGCCUGUCUUCCAACAGGAGCACUACCGAUUCCCCUUCAGGUCGGUGUUACAAUUACUCAGCUGUUCGACCGUUGUCUAAUUUUUAUUACAUUCAAAUCAGCAUUUUAGGUUUGCGAAUGUUUUACUUAAAUCUUUGCAUCACUUGUGAGUUUGUGCCUGUCAAAAUUGUCUACUGCUUUCCGUUUCUAUUGAUUUCUGGUACGAAUGCAUGCAAUACGGUAUCACAGCGACCCCGUUUGUCACCAACAUCUUCUAUAUAUGUGGCCAUAUUUUCAUAUUUGACUAACUUGUGAUAUUGUUUGUUUAUCUGUCCCUGCUUCGGAUGUUAUGUCCUUGUCUUGGUUUGCCCAUUUGUCGAUCGUCCUUUUGGUUGGAUCUCAAUCCGAUCCAUUUGUUGCCAAUAAUCAAUAAAAUCGAUUAACAGAAUGGCU